AAACUUCUUAUUCUCUUCUUACCUACCGCCUCCGUUCUCCUGCUUACUUUCUCUCUCUCUCGUUCGCGCGAUUCUCAAUCCAUCUCCCGCCAGCGCGGCGGGCGCGCCAUUAUUCUCAUCUCAAUCGAUCUCCCGCUGGCGCUUGAUAUUGGAUCUAAUAGAUAUCAAAAGUGUGCUUGAAUUUGGUUUUGCAGGGCCUUUUAUUUUCGAAUUUUUCUCCUAACGAUCUGAAUCUGGUUUUGCAGGCCCUUUUAUCUUCGAAUUUUUCUCUUAACAUAUUUCUGUUUACAGCUGAUGUUGCCCUUUUUGUUUUUUUUUGUGUGUUAUUAGCGUGAUGGUUGCAGGAUUCAGAAACCCCUCUAUGAAAAUGUUUCGUCAGUAUGACUUGCCUCCUCAAGGAAAAAGAUCGCAUCAAAAUUUUCUUCACANGUUCAUUCCUAACAGAUCUGCAAUGGAUAUGGACUAUGCGCACUUUAUGGUGACGGAAGGGUGCAAAGUGAAGCAGAAUCCUGUGGCCAGGUCACCUUCGAGCGAAGCAUAUCAAAAGCAUCUUGUAGAGGUCUUCAACAUGAACCGGAGGAUCCUUGCUUUUAAAGACAAACCACCCACCCCUUUGCGUGGGUUUCCGUACGAGGAUUCUUCUGUCUCUUAUGAGGCCAGACCUACAAAACCUCUUCGCCACAUUCCUCAGACAUCCAAGAGGACUUUAGAUGCCCCAGAUAUUGUGGAUGACUACUACUUGAACUUACUAGAUUGGGGAAGCAGCAAUGUCCUUUCUAUUGCUCUUGGCAGUACUGUUUACCUGUGGGAUGCUUCUCAGCGCAGAACUUCUGAACUGGUCACGGUUGAUGAUGAAUUUGGUCCUGUCACGAGUGUGAAAUGGGCUCCCGAUGGAAAGCAUGUUGCUGUUGGAUUGAAUAAUUCUGAUGUCCAGCUUUGGGAUACCACGGCUAACAGAUUGUUGCGAACUUUGAGAGGUGGCCACCAAUCACGAGUGGGAGCCCUUGAUUGGAACAAGCAUAUACUUACCACAGGUGGGAUGGAUGGUCUGAUUAUCAACAAUGACGUCCGGAUGAGAUCACAUAUUGUAAAAACAUACAGAGGACAUAGUCAUGAAGUGUGCGGCCUAAAAUGGUCUGCCUCAGGCCGGCACUUGGCGAGCGGAGGAGAUGAUAACCUUCUAUAUAUAUGGGACAAAUCAUCGACUGCCUCCCCAACAACUCAAUGGCUUCACAGGUUUGAAGAACACAGGGCUGCAGUUAAGGCACUUGCCUGGUGCCCGUUUCAGGCAAACCUCUUAGCCUCCGGGGGAGGAGGAGGAGACCAGUGCAUUAAGUUCUGGAAUACCCAAACCGGUGCAUGUGUGAGCUCAGUUCAUACAGGGUCUCAGGUGUCCGCGCUGCUUUGGAACAAGAAUGAGCGUGAGUUGCUUAGCUCCCAUGGCUUUACUCAGAAUCAGCUAACUCUCUGGAAAUACCCAUCAAUGGUUAAGAUGGCAGAGCUUAGGGGACAUACAUCUCGAGUUCUUUCCAUGGCUCAGAGCCCAGAUGGUUGCACUGUUGCAUCUGCUGCAGGUGAUGAAACACUAAGAUUAUGGAAUGUUUUUGGAACGCCUGAAGUCAAGAAAAAGGUUCCCAAGUCCAAUCCGGAGCCGUUUGCUCAUGUUAACCGAAUCCGCUGAUGCACGAUUCAAUACAUGCUUGAUAUAACCUCAGGUAAGGUGCUGUAUAGUAUGCUCAGUUUUGCUUCUGACCUUGGAUGGGCUUGUCAGUGUGUAUAUAUAUCUAUUGUUCUUAUAACCAUAUAAUUAGAGUUUGCAAUUUGUUUAGACUCUGAUUUAGGCAACCUGUAACUUUUGUCAUUGAAUAUGUAUAGAGUAUUUUUUACUUAAUAAAGCUGAUUAAUUGAG
Cuscuta campestris is the source of this 1909-nucleotide messenger RNA. NCBI's taxonomy places the organism in Eukaryota, Viridiplantae, Streptophyta, Magnoliopsida, Solanales, Convolvulaceae. The record is from the annotation of a GenBank genome assembly.